This is a messenger RNA of Arabidopsis arenosa, 1128 nucleotides long. The record is from the annotation of a GenBank genome assembly. NCBI's taxonomy places the organism in Eukaryota, Viridiplantae, Streptophyta, Magnoliopsida, Brassicales, Brassicaceae.
CCAAACUCACAAACUCUGUUCACUUCCACUUAAACAAAAAAAACAGAGUUUCAGAAACAGAGAGAUGGAAAUGGAAUUGACUCGAUCGAGAAAACAAGAAAGCAACAAUCUCAACGUCAUUAAUGGAGAAUUCAUGGCGGUUGACCAAUUCCUCCCAAAUGAUUGGAACUUCGAUGACCUCUGUUUCAACAAUCUUCUCCAAGAAGAAGACAACAUUGAUCAUCCUUCUUCUUCUUUGAUGAAUCUAAUCUCUCAGCCGUCUCCAUUACUUCACCAACCACCACAACCGUCGUCACCUCCUCCUUAUUCUCCGCCGCUCUCCUCCGCUUUCUACUAUCCUUUUCUCGAGGAUAUCAUAGACUCCUCUCUUUCUCCUCCUUUAUUGAUCCUUCCGGCUUCGCAAAAGAACACCAACAAUUACUCACCAUUGAUGGAGGAAGGCAAGAGCUUCAUAAGCAUCGGAGAGACUAACAAGAAAAAGAGUAAUAAGAAGCUUGAAGGUCAACCUUCGAAGAAUCUCAUGGCGGAGAGACGGCGGAGGAAACGGUUAAAUGACCGACUCUCCAUGCUCCGAUCCAUUGUCCCUAAAAUCACCAAGAUGGAUAGGACAUCGAUACUAGGAGAUGCAAUAGAUUACAUGAAGGAGCUUUUGGACAAGAUUAACAAGUUGCAAGAAGACGAACAAGAACUUGGAAGCAACUCUAAUCUAAAUAACCUCAUUACAAACGAAUCUAUGGUCAGAAACUCCCUAAAGUUUGAAGUAGAUCAAAGGGAAGUUGAUACACAUCUUGAUAUAUGUUGUCCUACGAAACCGGGUUUGGUUCUAUCAACGGUUAGUACAUUGGAGAGUCUAGGCUUAGAGAUUCAACAAUGUGUCAUUAGCUGCUUCAGUGACUUCUCAUUGCAGGCUUCUUGUUUUGAGGUUGGUGGGCAGAGAGACAUGGUUACUUCGGAAGAUACUAAACAAGCACUAAUCAGAAACGCAGGUUAUGGAGGAAGAUGUUUGUAGGGGAGCUUCAAAAUUGCAAUGCUUAAAUAACGAUAAUCUUUUCCGGUUCUUUUUAUUCUCUUGUGAUGAGUAUGAUAUUUCUUAAGGAAAUAGUUUUGAAAUCAAAGGUGUAAAAAGAA